Uranotaenia lowii is the source of this 1763-nucleotide messenger RNA. RefSeq lists its product as uncharacterized. The coding region runs from base 1044 to 1763 and encodes 239 amino acids. The record is from RefSeq and is a predicted model, not a curated record. Lineage: Eukaryota; Metazoa; Arthropoda; Insecta; Diptera; Culicidae. The transcript has 6 exons.
UGUGUUCCUUUUACUUAUGCAAAGAAAAACGACUCCUGGUGAAAAUCUGAUUAUCGCAGGACCGACGCCGAAGAAAGAAAGAAACGUGACUUUCCCAUAUGUUUUCUUUCAAAAUGGAAGAGCUUUUGGUUCGAAGUUUCUUGCCGGACUUGCCAUGCUGGGUUCAUUAAAGUUUCAAACGCAAUAACCUUCUCCUAUUUUCGGCUUUUUAUUUCACUUUUUGAUAGAGGUACGAACUAUCGUAGGUUCCUCCAAUAUUCAUGAACAUUUUGUUACUCGCAAGUGGAACUGACACUUGGUUCAAUGUAAGAAAAAUAAAAUUCAAAAUCUAUCUUGAUUAUCUUUUAAUUUCUUAUACUUUGACCUUAGUUUUUAUAAUCCUUUAAAAUAUCUAUUCAAUCGAAAAUAAGAAAAAAAGCUGAAAAUUUGGAUUUCAGAAAAAACAGGCAAAAAGCCGAAUUUCGGCAAGUUUUUUCGAGAUAACACCAGACAAUUAUGACAAUUCUGACAAUUUUUACAAUUCUGACAAUUUUGACAAUUUUUAUGACUCUUAUUUCAAAUUUUUUGAAAGUUUUUCUUACGGUGAGCAACGACACAACUUUUUCAGCUUUCUACUACGUACCUCUUAAAAACUUAUCACCAUCUACACCAUGUACUAAGAUGUUCAGGAUUCGGCAUUCACUAAAAGCCUCUACGUCCAAUUCUGAAGAAAAAAACAAGAGAUUCGUUGUGAUAAAAUACUCUUUUGCUGAGCCAUUACACUUAUGUAUACAAAUAAAACGAGAAGUAAAAACAAAACAUGAGUAAAUGUAGAAAACAGUUGAAUGAAAUGGAAAGCCCCAGAAAAUAAUGAAAAAAAAAACAUUGAUCACACCAAAGAGUGGCUUACCACUUUUUAAUUGAAGCGGAUUUUUCAAAAUCAAACUUACUCAUACGAAACUACAGAGACAGCAAAUUUCAAAACUCCAAACCAAAAAAAAAACUGGAACAGAAUCUAACCAGCGAAGAAGAACGUGAUUCUUCGAGACAUUCGUCAAGGACUGAUGCAGCUCAAUCGAGACUCGAGAGAUGACACCUACAUGUACGACGAUGCGAUUGUUACCAGUAGUGGGAUGCGGAUGCCCCAUCAGGGUCACUGGUAUGAUGAGCCCCCGUAUGAGAGCGAUCCGGAUGAUUUCCUGAUGUCCGGGAUGCGGUACGCAGGAGGUGGAGGCGUGGGCGUUGGAGGAGCGCCAGGAGGGCCCUCGGCCACGAUACAGGGAAGUCGCGUUUGCUACACCUCUAAUGGAAGGGAAGGCCAAGGCGUGAUAUCGCUCCGGUCGGCCGGGGACAUUUCGAUACCGCAGCGAGGUCCCGUAAGGCGGGGGCUCAUCGUGCCCCAGCAACCCCCGAACCCGCCGACCAUCAUCCCGCUCAAGCAUGCACGAUCUCACGACCGAGAAAGCGGUGACUAUGCCGGAUCUAUAUCGGACCUACACAGUGUUACCUCCCGGCUUAGCCAAGUUUCGAAUCAAACAAUCAAGCUACUCCUGUCGUUCAACAUCUUCUACAUCAAAAUGAAAUCAUCAACAUCAACCAUCAAAGUCAUUGUCACUUGUCACCCGAAGGAGCUCCGAGGCUAUUCUGCUGGCCUCUCAGCCAACACAAUAUGGAAGGUCGUUAUCGCGUUCUUUAUCAACUUAAUAAACGAUAUCAUUAUCCUUAAUGAUGGAGGCGAGUAUCUGAAGACUGGCUGCCUGUCCGGAACUGGAAAGGGGGGAUGA